AACACACCUGGACAAACGCUGGAGUCAAGAUGAGUCUGCCGGACUACAAAACCUCUGAGAAACAUUCUUCAUCCGCAGUUCCACACUCUCCAGUCGUGAAGUUAAAUGUCGGGGGUCACCUGUUCAGCACCUUUCUGAGCACGCUCAGGAAACACCCCGACUCCAAGCUGGCUGAGCUGUUCAGUGGACAGCCCAAACUACGCACAGACGCAGACGGACGACACUUCAUCGAUCGCGAUGGUUCGCACUUCGGAGCCGUCCUCGACUUCUUGAGAUCAGACUGGCUGCCCACAGAGAACAUCCAGGAGGUUCACAGGGAGGCAGUGUACUACAACAUCAAACCACUCAUCAAACGUUUGGAGGAAACUCCUCAGCUGUUUGGAGAGCUGGUGGGAAGGCAGCAGUUCCUAUCCAGAGUCCCACACUACAAAGAAAACAUCGAGGUGCUGAUUCGUAUUGCCAGGGCCGAGGCCAUCGCCGCUCGCCACUCCACCAUCAUGAUCUGCGUGCUGCGGACGGAGGAGGAUUUGGGUUUCUAUGACAACGCCAUCAACAGCCUGGAGGCGGAUAAGGAGUCAGUGGUGACGUUCGGACCAUGGAAGGCCGCCCCGUCCGUUCAAGACCUGCUGGACUGUGUAAAGAUGGACAUCGAGAGUCAGGGCUACAGGGUGAGCGUCCAGCAACACAGCAACACAAAGAGCUUCCUGUCCAGGAGCUACGACUACUUCUACAAACUCAUAUUCACCUGGUGGUGAUCAGAGGGCUGCAGCAAACUGCAAACUGUACACUUUGUUUCUGAAAACAAAAAUAUAUUGGCCACUGACAGGCUCAGAUUGUUAUUCUAAUAAAUUGGAAAGAUGUUACGUAUUGUUACUGUUUUUAUCAAUGGAGUCUGGUGGCUUUGAACAAGGUGAUAUAACAGCUGUUUCUGGUUAAACAAAGAGGAUCUUAACAUCGGAAAAUAGGGUCCAGGUUGAAAAAUACCCAAAUUACCGUUUAAAAAGACCAAGUUGCUGCAGGUUUUUCUGAGUUAUUUUAGGUAAUGAAAGGGGGUCUUGAUUUUGAACGCUAGACAUUUUAGACAGUAAAACAUCUGUAUGUAAUGAAUUUCAAUGAUGACUGUGGUUUGGGAUGAAGCAUUACUUUAUUACAACAAAGACUCUUACCUUAUAAUUAAUUUAGGUACUUAAAAUAUGAAUUUUGUUUCAUAUCCUGUGUAAUGUCAGUAAAAUUGUGCUGCUGCUAAAUGUUAAUAAACUACAACUACACA
Morone saxatilis (striped sea-bass) is the source of this 1270-nucleotide messenger RNA. RefSeq names its product potassium channel tetramerization domain containing 14 (gene kctd14). Gene Ontology annotation, molecular function: protein binding. The coding region runs from base 30 to 755 and encodes 241 amino acids. Gene Ontology annotation, biological process: protein homooligomerization. The record is from RefSeq and is a predicted model, not a curated record. The transcript is spliced from 4 exons. Lineage: Eukaryota; Metazoa; Chordata; Actinopteri; Moronidae.